CAUGGCCGACCUCAUGGCCGACGUCAGUGUGGGCGAUACGUUGCGUAAGUAGGACGAGCCGAGGCUGUUUCUGUGGGUGGACCCUCUCUUGUCGACUUCAUCGCCCUAUAGUUUUUUUUGAUUGCCUGCUUCGAAAUCAACGGGGCGGACGAAGAGCGGAGUUCUUUCAUAGCUGUGACCAUUCGAGAGUACUUAGUCGCUGGUAGACCCUUCUGCUUUCUAGACAUCUGGACCCUACGUCACGUCACAUCAUACGACAAUUGUACUUUACCCUCCCCCACCAUUGUUCGUUCCUAAAUCACCCAAUCUACUACCAUAAUGUCGCCCAUUCCCAAGCAAACACGUCAAUGGAUCGUCAGCAACCCUCCGAAGACGAACGUCUCCCUGAGCGGAGAUGAUGCAACCUUCAAGCUCCAGACCGUCGACACACCUUCCAUCACCGACGGACAGGUCCUCGUCAAGCUCAAGUACCUUUCCAACGACCCCGCGCAGAGAGGUUGGAUCCAAGAUGGCGCCGAUGCCGAGCGCCUCUACGUCCCUCCGGUCCGUCAAGGCGACGUUAUGCGCUCCUUCGGUAUCGGCGAGAUCGUUCAAUCGAAGGCAGAGAACCUAAAGGAAGGCCAGCUUGUAUCAUACAUGGCCAACUGGACAGACUAUAGAGUGCUCGAGGCGAAGGAGGCCACGCCGAUCCAGGAAGACAAGGAGGCAGGCAUCAAGGCUACACACUUCAUCGGCGCUCUCGGUGGACCUGGACUUACCGCUUACUACGGUCUCGUUAAGGUCGCAGAGGCAAAGGCAGAGGACACCGUUGUGGUCAGCGGUGCUGCUGGUUCCACUGGUAGCAUGGUCGUUCAGAUCGCAAAGCACGUACUGGGUUGCAAGCGGGUCAUUGGUAUUGCUGGCGGCGCCGAGAAAUGCUCGUGGGUGGAAAGCUUGGGCGCUGAUGUCUGUGUUGACUACAAGGCGGCCGAUUUCGAGGAGAAGCUCAUCAAGGCGACCGACGGAUACGUUGAGGUGUACUUCGACAACGUUGGCGGCCACAUCCUCGAUACGAUGCUGAAGCGCAUCAAGCGCUAUGGCCGCGUCGCCGUCUGCGGCUCCAUUGCGACCUACAACGACCCUGAGUCAACGAACUUGAAGAACUGGUUCGAGGUCAUUGCCAACCGCAUUGAGCUCAAAGGUUUCAUUGUGUUCGACGCGUACCUCAAGGGCAACGGACAGGAGAUGGUGGAUACUGUUAGGAAUGCGGUGAAGGACAAGAAGAUUCAGAUCGAGAAGCAGGAAGAGACCAUCGUGCCAACGAAGUUUGAAGAUAUACCCAAGACGUGGACAAUGCUGUUUGAGGGUGGCAACAAAGGAAAGCUGGUCACCGAGUUGACGAACUAAUCGAAUUUUUAGAGAAAGGAAACAAAAUAGCUCAAUAGAACGGACUGUCAGCCUACGAAUGGAAUGAAAUUCAAGCCUGAUCAGGUGUAUAUUCCAUCUGGAUCUGCACGCUGUGCUCAAUAUGCUGUACAGUGUUCGCAGUGCUCUGCUCUAAGAUGAUUUGUUGGCAAGGCUUGCUAUCUGCACGAGCAUCUCGAGCUGCAGUCCGAUGCUGACAGGGAGGAUGACUGC
Paraphaeosphaeria sporulosa is the source of this 1617-nucleotide messenger RNA. Its product is annotated as NAD(P)-binding protein. Gene Ontology annotation, molecular function: oxidoreductase activity, acting on the CH-CH group of donors, NAD or NADP as acceptor. NCBI's taxonomy places the organism in Eukaryota, Fungi, Ascomycota, Dothideomycetes, Pleosporales, Didymosphaeriaceae. The transcript has a single exon. The record is from RefSeq and is a predicted model, not a curated record. Bases 319 to 1386 code for a protein of 355 amino acids.